Messenger RNA from Bufo bufo (common toad), 2176 nucleotides. It is a transcript of the gene ELMOD3, whose product is annotated as ELMO domain containing 3. The record is from RefSeq and is a predicted model, not a curated record. Bases 284 to 1423 code for a protein of 379 amino acids. Lineage: Eukaryota; Metazoa; Chordata; Amphibia; Anura; Bufonidae. The transcript has 13 exons.
CGCCGCUUGGUUGCCAGGACUCGGGAAAGUUGAUGAUGGCCGCAGAGAUUGGAGGGAGCUAUGAGAGAUAAGGGCUGGUGUGUGUGACGGGGGAGCGGCGGCGGCGUUGUCUCUAGUGCGUAGCCGGUGGACGUGCUCUGUAUUGGGGGCGACCUCCACCGACUGCCCGGUGUAGCCCGUGAUGGAGACGUUGGCGGUAGAAUGGAGUGUGAACAUUGCACAACUGUAGCAAGGACAGCCCGCUAUUUGCACUGACGACUUUGGUGGCACACCAGGAUGAAGCAUGGAUAGUGAGGUAAUAAAUGGUUGGGCUGUGUGCCCUGAUGUUCACCAAACUCGCGACAACUUCCUGCCAGCCAUUAAAUCCAUGCCAAUUUCUGCUGUGAAACAGAACAGUGUUUUACAAAGUCUGGUGAGCAAGAGUGAGGAACCUGAGAAGGAACCUGAAAGUGAAGACUUGCUCAGAGCAGAGCAGGAAUGGGAUGCCUUGGAAAAUAUACAGACAGAGUUGUACUGCAAAAAAUCAGGGCUUCUCGGGGUCCUUCCUGGACAGACGCCUUUGAUAUCCGUCAAUGAAGCACUGCAAUACUUCCAGACAGCCGACCUGUCAGAAUACAUGAAGAAGAUCCAGCCCACUGUACCGCGCUCGGGGCUGUCGGCAGUCAGUCAUCUGUUGUUUGGACCCCCUCGGCUCCAUAGAGAUCUGCAUGCAGAGAGGGACUUGGUGCUGACCAUAGCUCAGUGUCCUCUCGAUAAUAGUCAGCAAGUUCAUGUUCGAGUGCUACAGACCAUAUACAAAAAGCUGACUGGUGCCAGGUUCGACUGCCCACUGUAUGGAUCACACUGGGAGCAACUGGGAUUCCAAGGUCUGGAUCCUGGCACCGACCUGAGAGCUGCCGGCGUUCUUGGUCUCAUGCACCUGUUGCACAUGGUGAUGGAUCCCAAAAUACUGCCUUUGGCUCAUGGCAUUUUCCGCCUGUCGCAGCACCACACACAGAAUUUCCCAUUCUGUCUCAUGUCCCUAAAUGUCACAAGAAUCUGUAUCCAGGUUCUGAGAGAGGAGAGAGUGAGCAGGGAAUGUAACCGCAGACGGCAGGUGUUUGCUGUGCUCAACGACCUCUACGUGGCCAUUUACUACCACCUCUACCACGUGUGGAAGACACAGAACAGAACCAUCAGCGAUUCUGGCUUCAUCCUGAAAGAGGUCGAAGCUCUUGCCAAGAAAAAGCCCAAAGACCUUUUCCGCCAGUUAGAUGCCCAUCUGAAAGAACGGCCUCUACCCAAGGAUCUGCCCCUUGAGAUCUGGAUGCACCACCCUGCAGAGCAACGGAUUGAAAAUCACGAGGGGAGCCAUGCACAGGCGGGUGCGAUCUGUUUCACAGGGGUGUGUGAGCAGCAAGUGCAAGAGGAUAGGCUUAUCUGAGACCGGGGGCAUGCUGUGGGCACAGUGGUAAUACUUGAUGCCAUCGAUAACCAGCAAUUUUCUCAUUCUCCAUGUCUGCAUUGGGGAAUGUGGACUGCUGUAAUGAACGACGUUUGGUUGCCGCUUCUCUAGGGCGUCGUGUAUAGAUGAGGGGCACACCCGUGUGGUCCUAGGAAUGUAAAACGCUCAGGGCUAUUCCUCCAGGCUGGUCAGAAUGCAGAAUUCCUGUGUGGCACAUACACCUCCGUCAGGGCGAUGGCAUAAGGACAGGAUAAAGUUCUAUUUCUGUCAUGUAGAUCAGCUCUGGUCUUUCUAUAGUUGUGAUUCUAGGACCGGUUCUAGAGUUUUCCACCGUUCUCUUCGUGAUGAUCUGAUGUCCGGGAAUAUUCCAGGGAACUUCCAUAUGCAUCUCGCUGGCCGCCUGCAGCAAGUAGAUCAAUUCUCCUUGAGAAGUCCCAAAGGACCAGUCUCUGAGAUGCUUCCUUUUCUGUAAGGCCUCUUCACAUUUCUGAGUCCGUGUCACGUCUGUGAGAAAAAAAUGCGUACGUGUUUCAUUCGUAACGGGUCCGUUUUUGCCAUCAGCGUGUCAUCCGUAAUUCACGGACGUUUUUCAGCCAAAAAAAAUAAUUUCCAAAGAAUCUCCUAUUAGUCUUCAGUGAAAAACAGACGCGGCACGGACAGCAUCCGUGAUUUUCACAGACCCAUAGAUUUCAAUGCUGCUUGGUCCGCAUCAUGGAUCAAAGUAGUGCAUGU